Messenger RNA from Salvia splendens (bonfire salvia), 2337 nucleotides. RefSeq lists its product as uncharacterized. NCBI's taxonomy places the organism in Eukaryota, Viridiplantae, Streptophyta, Magnoliopsida, Lamiales, Lamiaceae. The record is from RefSeq and is a predicted model, not a curated record. Bases 910 to 1602 code for a protein of 230 amino acids. The transcript is spliced from 2 exons.
AUCCAGCCACUCGAAAUUGGAAAAUCCAUCGUCCAUGAAAAAUCACCAAAUUACCCUCGAUCUCGAAGCUGAAACCAAACCGGCUUCCAUGCCCAUUACGGUAAUUUCAUAUCCAGUUAUCCUCCACUGAUCAAAGUAUAGCCAUAGCCGCAUGAACUCGUCAACCACAGCUCAAUUUUCCCAAAAAAUAAAACAAAACAAAAUAAAAUAAAAGGAGUGGUUUUUAGCAGGAUGCAUUGCUGCUUCACUCUGAAGGUUUUCAAUGUUUGUCGGCGGGUCGGGUCAGACAGAAGCUGCGUAAUCCGGGCCCGGUUCAAGAUUCGAGCCAGAUGGAAGUUUCUAUAAAAUUAGAGGUGUUUUUGCUUCUUCUUUUAUCUUCAAAAUUUAGUUCAAUAGAAUGCAAAUCUUGUGAAUUGUAUUUUAGCUAGUUUGGUGGAAAGUAUGCAGCAUUUCUGAAGUUGAAUUUGUUAAUUAGUAAUCAUGAUUUUGUGUAUUAGUUGGUGAAUUGAUUUCUUGAACUGACUGAACAUGUUAUGUCAAUUAUUUUAUUGAAAAUGUGUAAUUAUAGUUAUUUAUAUUUUUAUAUACAUUCCUCAAUAAUGGGAGUGUAACUUGGUGAAAGUUUCCUCCUUCACCACAAAGGCAAAACCAAAGAAAUUGAGAAAAAAAUUGUUCUUGACCAAGAACUAGGAAUAAUGAGCUAAAGAUUAGCACCGAUCUUUGAAAAAUACAUCGUCCUUUCAUUGAAAAAAUAAUUUUUCAUAGAAGACUUGUGUUAAUAGACAAAGACUUGGUACUCUUUUGAUUGAAACAGCACAAGUUGGUGAAUAAGAAUAAAAUGUGGUACAACCGUACAAUCAAAACCAAAGAAAAGCAGAAAUCGAAUCGAUAGAGCUAGCUUUCGAGUUCAUGGCUUCACCCUCACAACCUCUAAACAAUGUGCAAUCUUCACUUGACUCAAUCAUGCCAUGGAUUGGCAUGUAUAUUGCAGCAGCCUCUGCUGUCUGCGCACUUGCAAUGGCAGCCGAUGCUUUCAUUGCCUUCCGAGGCAGAAAGUAUUGGCUCCCGUGUUACAAUUACUGGACUUUGAAACUGGUAGAGUGGAGAGGCAGAUCACUUCCUUUUCUAGUUCAAAACCGCUUAUGCAAGAGGCUACUUCGUGAUACACCGAGAUCUGUUCUGAAUUUCUGCAUUGGAGUUCAAAUUCUCUUUGUUUCAGCUAGCAAAUUAGUUGUAUUCCUCUCUGCUAGAUUUGUUAUUGUAGUUUCCUCAUGUUUCUACAAAAGCAAAAGACCUGUUUUAGUGCCACUCCUUGAAGGUGAGCCACAGUUACAUUCUAAAAUCCUCAAGAACAUCUGCAACGAGGCGGAUAAACUGAUACGUGUAGGUCAAAAAAAGCAGCCAAAAAAUCUGAUCCAACUUUUAGAGAAAUCUUCAAACUUGAAUGGAGUGGGACGAUUUGACAGCAAACAAGUUCCAAGCUUGCAUUCUCAAGAACCUCCAAAUUGCUGGUCUCUGCCCGUCGUGACUUUGACAGCCAUUUCACUUGCUCUUAUCGACGUUUCUGGUGAAAAUGCUAAACAGUUGGUUGGUUUCUAUUAGUCAAGGGCUGCUCAUAGUGGAGCUGAUCGAGGAAACUCUAGACAGGACUAGAGAGUUAGAAAGUAUCCGCAAAGCAGCAGAUGUUUUUUGGGUUGGAGUUGAAAUGUACAAAAAAUGGGAUGAGAUGGAUUUGAAGGGCACGAGAGUCAGAGGCGCAACACACAAGGAAACACUUCAAAACCUUUCUACCAUUGCAGAAAAGAUUGUGACAGAGUUUUUGGCUCAAACGAGUGAUAUUCUAAUGCAGAACCCUCUAAGCUGGCCUGUUAGAGUUAUAGCUGCUAACUCAAUGUACAUGAUUACUCAGACGAUCUUGCUAGGAAUGGGAGAUGGCGAGCACCAAGAUGAUGAUGAGCUGUUUGAGAGUAUAUCCAUCACCAUCUCGGAUAUACUAGCCGCAUGCCUCACCAAUCUAGUGCAAGUCAUAACGUUGAAGUGUCACAGAGAGGACAUCAGAGAAAGGGAAGAAAGUGUGAGGCGAUCUGCGAUUCUUCUUGGUGAAAGCAAGGAGAUUCUAGAAAUUCUGCAGCAGCGCGAGCUUCCGAGUUUGGAUGUGGAGAAAGCUGCUAAGAUUGACGAGUGGAGGGCAUCCAUGGCACUGGAUCAUAUAGACAUAGUAUAGUAGUACUAAUUUUCAUGUAAUUUAUCCAAAGUUUUUUUUUAUCAUGUGUGGUUAUAGUAACUUUUAUCUGUUUUGGGAUUUCAGUUGCAAAAUAAAAUGUGUGUUCUUAUCGA